GCCUGGCUAGCACCAUGUCACAGCAUUGGGUGCUCCGCCUUAUAAAGACCUUUGGUAAUCGGUUAAGCGAAGUAAAUCAUGGCUUUAUUGUAUUAUUGACACUCAAAUUGCUGUGCAUUGUAAUGUUGAUGGACUACUACUAUCUCUAUUAUGGCCACGAUCUGCUCUAUUGGCUUAAUGAAAUCUCACAGAAUCCACUUGAAUGGAUAUUAUCAGUCAUCGUCUUGGCUACCACUCUGCACGUUGUCAUGUCCUGUAUUGAGGUAACUUUAUUCGAAACUCUUAUUAGACGCAACACGUCUCGUUACAACAAACCCCGUCAGUAUUUUGAGGAGCGAUAUAGACGGUUUGUGAUCAUGCGUUUGGUGCAACAUCUAGAAAACGCGCUGCUGAUGCAAAAACGCUACACGGGGCAGGAACAAAUCCGACCAGACAGGAAAAUGCUAGAAGAUUUGCUCUUAUUCCAUCAACAGAUCCAUCAAGCGGUCAACAACUUUCGCAGUUCGGUGGCAGUGUUGUUGUGGCCAAACCGAGCAGAUCUUCAGAUGGAUGCCUAUGUUUUGUAUCACAUUGAUGAGGCACAGCUCGAAGAGCUUUUAAAUCAGGGUUAUAGUCUAAAUAUACCUGACAUGAGUGCCAUUUGUAAUGAAUACUUCAAGAGAUUGCUUAAUCCAGCUGGAUAUUAGUAGGCACAACAACAUUUUGCCAACUAUAACAUCAAUAAAAUCGUCGUAUCGUUGUCUAUAUUGAAUAUAA
Molecule: messenger RNA, 756 nt
Organism: Drosophila innubila
Lineage: Eukaryota; Metazoa; Arthropoda; Insecta; Diptera; Drosophilidae
Exons: 1
Coding region: 15-686 (223 amino acids)
Source: RefSeq, a predicted model, not a curated record